Messenger RNA from Sordaria macrospora k-hell, 3693 nucleotides. RefSeq lists its product as uncharacterized. Lineage: Eukaryota; Fungi; Ascomycota; Sordariomycetes; Sordariales; Sordariaceae. Gene Ontology annotation, cellular component: cell septum; cell periphery. Gene Ontology annotation, molecular function: chitin synthase activity. The record is from RefSeq and is a predicted model, not a curated record.
AUGUCUCUUCCUCAGAGGCCGGGGGCGUCGCCUUCGUAUGAGGAGCGACGCAGCUACCGGCAAAGCGGUUCGCGCCGCAGUCGACCACCACCCGCCGAUGUCGAGGCCGGAUAUGCCCCACGACCAAGCCAUCACCGACAACGUGUACCAUCGAUAUCUUCAUUUCCAGAAACGCUCCCGUCUCCAAACCCCAAUGUCGAAAGGGACCCUCUGUCGCCGUCCCCCGAGCCCGGGCAUGUAUCCGGCAUGCCUCAGCGGAAGAGGAGUCUGAUUCGACCGGAGCGCCAAAAGAUUGGAAAAGACCAUCCCAACUACCACUACAGAAAACAUGCGGCCAACAUGAACACCCUGCCGUCUUCAACCGGAAACGACCCGAUUUACGAGGGUUUGGAAGGAGUGACGGACGACGUAUCGGGAACUGGCUCGAGGAACGACGACAAUAUUUCCGAGGAGUCGCCCCCAAGGAGAAAGCACUCAACCAAAACCCGGGUUAUCGAAACUGAAAAGUCGGGCGAUGAGAGACGACGUCGGCGGAAAUCGGAUACCACGAGACAUGGCAAGAUCGUCAAGGAUUCAAAGGGAAAGCGCGCAAAGCCCGGAGGACUUCCACCGCCGAGCUUCUGGAACGUCUACUGCGGAUUCAUCACCUUCUGGUGCCCUGGUUUCGUCCUCAAGUGCUUCGGCAUGCCCGAAAAGGCCCAGCAGAGGGCCUGGCGAGAGAAGAUGGGCCUGAUCAGUAUUAUUCUGCUCAUCAUGGGCUUUGUCGGUUUCAUCACUUUCGGCUUUACCCAGGUGGUUUGCGGUAAACCUCCGCUCCGGUUGCGCAUCAAUGAGGUUGGACCCGGAUACAUGAUCUUCCACGGAUCUGCAUAUGACCUCACCAAAUCUCACCAUCCUCCGGCUGAGGGUAUCCCUCGCCGCCAGGACGGUUUGGGUGCCAACAUUAUCUAUGACUUGCCUACACGUUACGGUGGACAGGAUGGCAGUUUCCUGUUCCAGAACGUCAACGGCAGGUGCAAGGGUCUCAUCACCAAGCAAGAGAAGUCCGAUGUGCCAAGCGAUAAGAGCGGCAAUCUGGCGUGGUACUUCCCUUGUACCACGUUCAACCAAGACGGUUCAUCCAAGCCCAACACCACGAUACCUUAUUACCUGGGCUAUGCCUGCCACACAACCAAAACCGCCAGAGACACUUUUUAUCUAGGCCUUAACGAGCCCGCCGAUGUCUACUUUACGUGGGACGACAUCAAGAACAGCUCUCGAAACUUGGUUGUCUACUCUGGCCACGUUCUCGAUCUUGAUCUGCUUCACUGGUUCAACGACACUCAAGUCACGAUUCCCAACCGCUUCAAGGAGCUGAGGGAUAAGAACACCCCUGGAAACCAGGCUAUUCGCGGACGCGAUAUUACCCACGCCUUCCAGUCGAGCAAGGACAAGCAGAUUGCCGAGUGCUUUGAGGAGAUUAUCAAGGUCGGUUCGGUGGACACUGAGACUGUCGGCUGCAUUGCGUCAAAGGUCGUUCUCUAUGUGUCCCUCGUCCUUAUCCUUGCAGUCGUCCUCGCCAGGUUCGUCUUGGCUCUAAUCUUCCAAUGGUUCAUCAGCAAGACGUAUGCGGCCGCUAAGACCUCCCAGACGUCUGACCAGCGGAAGCGAAACCGUCAGAUUGAAGACUGGACCGAAGAUAUCUACAGAGCUCCCCCAAGGUUCCCAGGCGAGGUUGGAAGCAGUGUCGCUGGAAGCUCAGAUCGUCAAAGCAAGCGCAGCAGUGCUUUCUUGCCCACCCAUUCCCGUUUCUCUACUGUCUACCAAAAUGAGCGCGGCAAUAGGAAGUCCGGACUCCCUACGACCAUGGCAAGCCAGAACGCCGCUGGCCAGUUGCUUCAUCCAGGAGCGAUGUACGGCCAAGGCAACGAGAGUCGAUCGGAAUUCCUCAAAGACCCUUACGCAUCAAGCAGCAGUCCCGCAGAUGGCCCAGGCCCUGCCGGUUUCAUUCACGAAGCUGUCGUUCCUCAACCACCUUCCGACUGGAUGCCCUUCGGCUUCCCUCUGGCUCACACUAUUUGCCUUGUCACAGCUUACUCCGAGGGUGAGAUGGGUGUUCGUACCACUCUGGACUCGAUUGCUAUGACGGACUACCCCAACAGCCACAAGGUUAUCCUCGUUAUCUGCGAUGGUAUUAUCAAAGGCCACGGAGAGACACAGUCGACCCCCGAUAUUAUUCUCAGCAUGAUGAAGGACCACACAAUUCACCCCGAUGACGUCGAGCCAUUCUCUUACGUCGCGGUCGCGACCGGUUCCAAGCGCCACAACAUGGCCAAGGUCUACGCCGGCUUCUACGAUUAUGGCAAUAACUCUGCCAUUCCUCUGGAGAAGCAGCAGCGCGUUCCUAUGAUGUGCGUCGUGAAGUGCGGUACUCCUGCCGAAGCCUCCAAGUCGAAGCCUGGAAACCGUGGCAAGCGUGACAGUCAGAUUAUCCUCAUGUCCUUCCUCCAGAAGGUCAUGUUCGACGAGCGUAUGACCGAGUUGGAGUACGAGAUGUUCAACGGCAUGUGGAAGAUCACGGGCAUUUCUCCCGACUUCUACGAAAUUGUGCUCAUGGUUGACGCUGAUACCAAGGUCUUCCCCGAUAGUCUCACGCACAUGAUCUCGGCCAUGGUCAAGGAUCCUGAAAUCAUGGGUCUCUGUGGCGAGACCAAGAUUGCCAACAAGCGAGCAAGCUGGGUUUCCGCCAUCCAGGUGUUCGAAUACUUUGUCUCUCAUCAUCUCGCCAAGGCUUUCGAGUCCGUCUUUGGUGGUGUCACUUGUCUUCCCGGAUGUUUCUGCAUGUACCGCAUCAAGGCGCCCAAGGGUGGUCAGAACUACUGGGUCCCUAUCUUGGCCAACCCGGACGUCGUCGAACAUUAUUCCGAGAACGUGGUCGAUACCCUGCACAAGAAGAACCUCUUGCUCCUUGGUGAGGAUCGUUACCUCAGUACCCUCAUGUUGCGCACGUUCCCCAAACGUAAGCAGGUGUUUGUGCCCCAGGCCGUUUGCAAAACCACUGUCCCCGAAGAGUUCAUGGUGUUGCUCUCGCAGCGCCGCAGAUGGAUCAACUCGACGAUUCACAAUCUGAUGGAGCUCGUUCUCGUCCGCGAUCUCUGCGGUACCUUCUGUUUCAGUAUGCAGUUCGUUGUCGGUAUCGAGUUGGUUGGUACUCUUGUGUUGCCUGCCGCCAUCGCCUUUACUUUCUAUGUUGUUAUCAUCUCGAUUGUUAACUCCCCGCCACAAAUCAUCCCGCUCAUCCUCCUCGGUCUCAUUCUCGGUCUCCCAGCCAUACUCGUCGUCGUCACCGCCCACAGCUGGUCCUACAUCGUCUGGAUGCUCAUCUACCUGAUCUCCCUGCCCGUGUGGAACUUCAUUCUGCCCACAUACGCCUUCUGGAAGUUCGACGACUUCUCGUGGGGCGAGACGCGCAAGACAGCCGGCGAAAAGUCAAGCAAGGGUGGUCACGGCGAAGCUGAGGGAGAGUUUGAUAGCAGCAUGAUCACCAUGAAGCGCUGGGCCGAGUUUGAGCGCGACAGGCGUGUCCGGAGCACGUACUGGGCCGGCUCGAGGGACAAUGUCAUGUCCGGAGUAGGGGGCAGUAAUGGCUGGAGCAGCCAGCCGAGAGGCCACGAGCAGGGGAGGCACUUUGACGACUACUUUUCGGAUGCUUAA